Oryza brachyantha (malo sina) is the source of this 808-nucleotide messenger RNA. RefSeq names its product non-specific lipid transfer protein-like 1. The record is from RefSeq and is a predicted model, not a curated record. Gene Ontology annotation, biological process: lipid transport. NCBI's taxonomy places the organism in Eukaryota, Viridiplantae, Streptophyta, Magnoliopsida, Poales, Poaceae. Gene Ontology annotation, molecular function: lipid binding. The transcript has 3 exons. The coding region runs from base 156 to 686 and encodes 176 amino acids.
CCGCCCACGAUAACGAUUCCCUCCCUAUAAUACUACACACCUCUCCGGAGUCCCCGCCGCCUCUACAGCCGCCACCGCCACCGCCACCGCCACCGCCACCACCACCCUCGCGGAAUCGCCGUCUCACGCUCGGUCACUCACUCUCCCACGCAGCCAUGUCGCGCGCCGCCGCCUUCGUCGUCGUGCUCGCCGCCGUGCUCGCGCUGGCGUGCGGCGCGGCGUCGCAGUCGGCCGGCCCGGCGGCGGGGCCGUCGUCGGACUGCGGCUCGUCGAUCGCGGCGCUGACCGGAUGCCUGGGCUACAUCAAGCCGGGCAGCGCGGACGCGAAGCCGAGCAAGGAGUGCUGCGCCGGCGUGAAGACCGCGCUGGCCAGCCCGGCCGCCGUCGCCUGCCUCUGCAACGCCCUCGGCCAGGACUUCGGCAUCCCGGUCAACUACACCCGCGCCGCCGCCCUCCCUGCCACCUGCGGCGGCGACUCCUCCGCCCUGAGCAAGUGCAACAAGAAACUUCCCGGCGCCUCUCCUACCGGAGCACCUGUACCAUCUUCUUCUGGGUCUGGGUCAGGAUCAACACCAGCGACCGGCACUCCAUCUUCAACAAAGUCCGCGGCGACCCGAUCUCCAGUCUCAGCAACGCUCAUUCUAGCCACGAUUGCUGCAACCCUGCUUUCUUACUAUUACCUUUGAAAAUUUUACCACAUCAUUUAGUUUCUGAUGCAAUAUUGUGAUUUAUUAGUGACACUUUUAGAGGGAGACCUUUUCCUGUUAUGGUUGAUUUUAGCUGUGCCCGUGGAUGUCAUUUCUUAUUA